AUGGGCCGCGACGUACAUCACUCACUUUUGUUCGAAAUAGCAUGGGAAGUGGUUAACAAAGUUGGUGGAAUUCACACAGUAAUCAAGUCGAAAGCGCCGGUUACAGUCCACGAGUAUGGAAAUAGAUAUUGUAUGAUUGGACCUCUGGUUAUGAAACAUGCUGCCGCUGAGGUUGAACCCAUGGUGCCGACUUUACCUCAUUUGAAGGAAACGCUCGAUACAAUGGCUCAAUAUGGUGUAAAAUACAUGUAUGGACGAUGGUUGAUCGAAGGAGCACCGAAUGUCAUUUUAUUUGAUACACAGUCGCGUUUUGAAAAGCUUGAUGAAUGGAAGGGUGAUCUGUGGAAUGUGGCUCAUAUUCCCUCGCCACCCAACGACUUUGAAACGAAUGAUGCUAUUUUGUUUGGAUAUAUAGUUUCUUGGUUUUUGAGCGAGUUUACUAGUCGUGAAAAGUCGAAAGCCGUUAUUGCUCAUUUCCACGAAUGGCAGUCGUCGGUUGCCAUCCCAUUGAUUCGCAAACGACACAUCGAUUGCACUACUAUCUUCACCACUCAUGCCACGUUGCUCGGUCGUUAUUUAUGCGCUGGAUCUACCGAUUUUUACAACAACAUUGCACACUUUGCUGUCGAUGAAGAAGCGGGAAAACGUGGCAUAUAUCACCGUUAUUGUAUAGAAAGAGCUGCUGCGCACUGUGCGGAAGUUUUCACCACUGUUAGUCACAUUACAGCAUAUGAGGCGGAACAUUUGUUAAAACGCAAGCCGGAUGGUGUAUUACCGAAUGGCCUAAACGUAGUCAAAUUCUCUGCUAUGCACGAAUUCCAGAAUAUUCAUGCACGUAGCAAAGAGAGAAUACACAACUUUGUCAAAGGUCAUUUCUACGGUCAUUAUGAUUUUGAUCUCGAUAACACAUUAUAUUUCUUUACGGCUGGUCGAUACGAAUAUAGAAACAAAGGCGUUGAUAUGUUCAUUGAGUCACUCGCAAGGCUCAAUCAUCGGUUAAAGUCAUGCAACUCGCCAGUGACUGUGGUUGCAUUUAUUGUCAUGCCUGCUGCUACACAUUCGUAUUCUGUAGAAGCUCUUCAAGGUCAAGCUGUAACUAAACAAUUACAAGACACUGUAAAAGAAAUUACAGACCGGAUUGGACAACGAAUAUUUGAAAAGGCGGCUCGAUACACAGGCGGUGAAAUCAAAGCUGCUGUUAUUGACCCCUCAGAAUUGCUAACAAACGAAGAUAAAGUUCUCCUAAAACGUCGCGUAAUGGCCCUCAAACGGGAUGGUCUUCCCCCAAUCACAACACACAACAUGGCAGAUGACUCAAACGACUCAAUACUGAAGCAGAUACGCGCAUCACAAUUAUUCAACAACCCAUCAGAUCGAGUAAAAGUCAUCUUCCAUCCUGAAUUUUUAAGUUCAAACAAUCCGCUUUUUGGUCUCGAUUAUGAAGAAUUCGUCCGUGGCUGUCACUUGGGUGUGUUCCCCAGUUACUAUGAACCGUGGGGAUAUACACCUGCAGAGUGUACAGUGAUGGGAGUUCCAUCAAUCACAACUAAUUUGUCCGGGUUCGGAUGCUUUAUGGAAGAUGUUAUCGAAGCCAACCCAACAGAUUAUGGUAUAUACAUAGUCGAUCGCAGAAUGAAAUCGGUGGAGGAGUCGGUUCAACAAUUGGCAGAUUAUAUGCUACAGUUUUGUCAGAAAUCUCGCCGACAACGUAUUAUUCAGCGCAAUCGUACAGAGCGAUUAUCUGAUCUAUUAGAUUGGCAACUGAUGGGUAUGGAAUAUGUUCGGGCCCGCAAAUUGGCCCUCCACAGAUCAUAUCAUGCGUUCAGCGGAGACGUGGAAGACUUUGAGCAGUACAAAGUCAAGUAUCCCAAGCCUUUGUCUGCACCCGCAUCACCCAGGAUACGAGGCAAUGGUGGGUAUAUUGCUGAUGUUGAUGAAGUGGGAGAAGAAUUAUCUGGUUUAGGUUUUGGUGAUAAGGAUGAGGAUGAGCCUUCCUACUCAAGUAUCAAUAUUAAAAGAAGACCAAGUGAUCCUUCUUUGUUGACUAGGGGUGAUACAGUUGCUAUUAGUCAAUAUAAUCAGUCGUAG
Molecule: messenger RNA, 2088 nt
Organism: Paraglomus occultum
Lineage: Eukaryota; Fungi; Glomeromycota; Glomeromycetes; Paraglomerales; Paraglomeraceae
Source: the annotation of a GenBank genome assembly